UCCAAAUUAAAACGCUCAAGGAAAUGAAAAAAUACAUGGAAACUCUUGCAGGAAAGAGAAAGUCAAAUUCCAUUGCCUCAGUUGUGGUUCAGAGACAACAUCCCAAGAAGCAACGGGUUGGGUUCACUCAACCUUCCAAUUUACCAAACUUCAUUCUCUCAAAAAAUGAGUCUUUGCAAAGAGAAUCUGCAAUCUCCUGGAAUAAUGUCAACCUUGAAAAACCAAAUUCCAUAAACAACUUUCUUCUUUCCUCUCAAAUUCAUGAACUUGAUGUUUGGGACAUCAAUGAGUAUCUUCGUGUCUUGGAGAGAAAAAGAAGACCUGUGGUUAACUAUAUUCAGAAAGUUCAAAGAACAAUUACCUCCAACAACAGAGCAGUACUGGUGGAUUGGUUAGUAGAAGUUGCCGAGCAGUACAAUCUUCUCUCCGAUACUCUUCUGCUCUGUGUGUCAUACAUUGAUAGAUUUUUAUCAGUCCAGCCCAUGAUCAGAUCGAGGCUUCAAUUGUUGGGUGUUUCCUGCAUGUUCAUUGCUUCGAAAUAUGAAGAAAUUAAUCCACCCAGUUUGAAUGAGUUUUGCAACAUCACUGACAACACCUAUGACAAAACAGAGAUUAUAAAGAUGGAAGCUGAAAUACUCAAGGCCCUAAAUUUUGAGAUGGGAAAUCCUACUGCAAUCACUUUUUUGAGGUUUUUAUCUGGUGCUGCUUCUGAUUAUCAAAAAACUCCAAAUUGGAAGAUUGAAUUUCUGGGCUGGUAUUUUGCUGAGCUAAGUUUGUUGGAUGAUGAUUGUAUAAGAUUCUUGCCCUCUGUUGUAGCAGCUUCCGCUUUAUUUCUGGCAAGAUUUUUUAUUGAUCCUAAAGUGCAUCCUUGGACUUCUUUCUUGUUUGAAUGUUCGGGUUACAAACCAGUUGAGUUGAAAGAGUGUGUUCUCAUCUUGCAUGAUUUGCAUUUGUCAAGGAAGGCAGAAUCAUUCGAAGCUGUUAGGGAGAAAUACAAGCAGCACAAAUUCAAAUACGUGUCAAAUCUACCUUCUCCUUCAUAUGUACCAAGUAACUACUUUGAAGACCAGUUGCAUAUGACUGAUCAGCAAAAGUUAUGUACGAUUGACAAUCUACUUGAUGAAAAUUUUAACCUUGUCUAGUGUAUUUUUCUUGUAAAUUCAUCACCAUUACUGUGGGAGUUUGUUCGAAGUUACUGGAUGCAGCGUUUAUGCAAUGAGAGGUGAUACAGUUUGCAAAUCUGCAACCCUCUAGGAUCAAUGAGAAUUUCUAUUUUUGAUAGCAAAAGCUUUAAUGGUUAGGAGUGCAUGCAGAAAUGUUUUGUUCAUGUUUUUUUUUUUUCACUUUUGAAUCCAUGAUUUAAACUAUUGGGCUCUGGUUAUUUGAUUAUUUUGUGUGAACUGCAAUAAGGGAUUAAUGGCUGCAUGCAUGAUAUUUACCAUUGUCUCUUUGGUUUU
Molecule: messenger RNA, 1457 nt
Organism: Vigna angularis (adzuki bean)
Lineage: Eukaryota; Viridiplantae; Streptophyta; Magnoliopsida; Fabales; Fabaceae
Product: putative cyclin-A3-1
Exons: 9
Coding region: 24-1142 (372 amino acids)
Biological process (GO): regulation of cyclin-dependent protein serine/threonine kinase activity; mitotic cell cycle phase transition
Cellular component (GO): cytoplasm; cyclin-dependent protein kinase holoenzyme complex; nucleus
Molecular function (GO): cyclin-dependent protein serine/threonine kinase regulator activity
Source: RefSeq, a predicted model, not a curated record